AUGGAGUCGGUGAAGAUGAGGACGGCAAUGGCGACGAAGCGGGAGUACAGGAGGAUGGAGGUGGGCGAGGAGGGGGAGGAGGUGGACGAGGCGGAGUGGGCGCACCGUGCCGAGGCGCAGAGGCAGCGGCGCAGGCGGGGCCAGCGCUACGCCUUCAGCUGCGCGCUCUUCGCGUCCCUCAACGCCAUCCUCCUCGGUUACGGCGAGAGGCGAUGUUUCUGA
Molecule: messenger RNA, 222 nt
Organism: Miscanthus lutarioriparius
Lineage: Eukaryota; Viridiplantae; Streptophyta; Magnoliopsida; Poales; Poaceae
Source: the annotation of a GenBank genome assembly